This is a messenger RNA of Kogia breviceps (pygmy sperm whale), 5224 nucleotides long. RefSeq names its product neuropeptide FF-amide peptide precursor (gene NPFF). Gene Ontology annotation, cellular component: axon terminus; perikaryon; dendrite. NCBI's taxonomy places the organism in Eukaryota, Metazoa, Chordata, Mammalia, Artiodactyla, Physeteridae. The record is from RefSeq and is a predicted model, not a curated record. Gene Ontology annotation, biological process: excitatory postsynaptic potential. Gene Ontology annotation, molecular function: neuropeptide hormone activity; G protein-coupled receptor binding.
UUUGCCGACUUACUGCCCUCCAGCACCACCCAUCCUGGUAGACAGGGUGCUUAACCCUAACCACACCCCAUCUAUAGCCUGAACCAAGUAGACACCAAAAUAUUCCUCCUCUGGUUCCUAAGUCCCCCCUGUUUGCUCACACUGAGAGGCUCCUUUAAAGGUGCUAGCCCUAAGACAGCUCUUUCCCACAGAGUUCCCUUUUCUUUCCUUCCCAUCCCCAAAUCAUUAUUUUUCAUUAAUAUUGUACAUUGUAUACACAGGAAGGAAAUGUACUCUUUAUUUUUUUUUUUAAUGUCAUAACCAGUCUGUUUAGAAUCCAGUCCUCCUAGCUGUAUCACAUAUGCCUUUGUUGAUAUGCUCUUUCUGCUUUCUUUAGACUUUUGUUUGACCGGGGCGGAGGGAAGAGCAGGACAGGUGAGGAUCCUAAGGCAGAUUAGAGGCCCCCCCAUCCUACUUCAGCCUCCCACAACCCUAAUCAUUCCCUUCAUAGUACAGACUGAUUUCUGUUUCUGUUUGCACACAUGCAGGUGCACACAGACAUAAAUCCUCACCAUCCCAGGGUGGUGACCCUGCAGGGAUGAGUGUAGGUGGUUGCUAGCCAACAUUCCCACCCUCCAUACCAGUUCAUUCGUGUCUCUUUGGGGUAAAGUUCUUCCCUGGAAUGAGAAAAGGCUGGGGAGAGUAGGGCGGCUUAAGGCAGCUUACAUCCUUUGUAGAUGCAGGUUUGUAUUGUAGCUGCUAGGGUUUCUCUUUUUAAUGGGGGCUGGUAGCACAGAGCUAUCUCAUCAGCAUUAACUACUGGUGAGUGAGGAUUUAGCUGUAAGAAGUGGCUUUGAGCACUAGUUUCAUUGACUUUCCCUUAGGGCAGUGGUUCUCAGAAUGUAGUCCAGGACCAGCAGGACCGUCAUCUGGGAACUUGUUAGAAAUGCACAUUCAGGCCCCAUCCCAGACAUACUGAAUCAGAAACUCUGGGGAUGGGCUCUAACAAGCACUCAAAGUGAUUCUAACACACACUAAAGUUUGAGAACCAUUGCCUUAGGGGCAAGCUGGGAAAUUCUUACAGGGUAUCAAGGAUAUUUUAAGUACCAUCUUCUGCCUUAGCACUAGCAUGUUUUUCCAUUUCCUCCAGUCCCUCCCUCCACUCCCAUUAAAACAACAACAGUGUCACUCAUCUCAAAAUCUAGGUUUGUCUUCCUCUGCUUACUCCUAAAACCUGUCCUGCGUGGGUCUGGACAGGAGUUGUCCCAUAUUCCCUUGCAGACUGGUCACUCCAUGUUCUUUGUUACAGGAAGGACCGGCUGUCCUGUUCUCCCACUCACCCCGCCCCCAACACACACCUUUCAGGCAGGGAGAUGAGCCUUCAGCCCCAACAGUGGAGGCUACAGCCUCCUGACAUGGUAUCUGUUGAAAAGCUGUGUGUACUUACGGUUAUAUCUCUGUUCAUCUGUAUAUCUUGACAUGUAGCAACACCUCUCCAUGUCAUCAAGGAACUUGACUCUGGGUCUGGGUUUCCCCAGUCCCACUGGUGGACUUUGACAGGUGGGAGGAUGCAGUGCUACAGGCUGUUUUGUUAUGAAACUGUCUUCUCCCUUUCCCCUCCACGCCCUUCAGCAUGAUCCCUGUGAGCAGGCUCUCACAGUCUCCUGGGACAGGGCUGAGGCAGAGGCUUCGCUCUAUUCUCCCUGACCGUCCCUCCUCCCUCCCCCUUGCCACAUAGCAGUUAUCCCCCAGCCAUGCCUUCUCCCCCCUCCCUUGCCCUGACAUAUAUUGUGCCUUAUUUAUGCUGCAAAUAUAACAUUAAACUAUCAAGAGAAGCACUGUUCCGUCUGAUGUUUCAGUACUCUGAUCUACAAGUCCCAUUGUCCAUUCUUUCUGGGAAUUCAUUGGGCUUUCAUGUCUGCAAUCUUCACUCUCCCAUUUCUUAGGACAGAAACAGCUGGCAUUCUUAUCCCUCCUUUUUAUGCAGGGGAAGACACAGCCUAGAGGAGGUGGGUGGUUUGUAUAAAUUACGUAAUACAACAGAAGGCUCAGAUCUGUGCACUGCCCUUAGGGACAAGGGCCCUUGGCAUCAUGGGAGCCCUCACUAGAGAACUUGUGUGCUUUGCGUGGAUGGGGCUCGGAGGGCGGUGGAAGGCAAGUGGCCUCUUAACCUUUCAGUGUUAUAUCCCCCACCCCCGCAAUUAAAAAAUAAUAAGCCCUACCCUCAAGAAGUUUCCAGCAUGCCUGGGGGAGUACACUUAGAUGCAGACAGAAGGAGAAGUGCUCUAUGAGUUCUAUGUGUGUGGGGAGGAGGGGAGUCUGGAAAUGAGAGGUGGAGUUUAUUUAGAAACAGGCAAGAUAGUUUACAAGAAAAACAGGUAGUGCUCAGGAACUAUGGGGAGGUGUGGGGCAGUCAUUACUAAUUUCUUGCAUCUGUGUAUUCCUUGAUGCCACAAGUGAGGAGGGUGACCAGGCUGAAGAACUUGACCAGGAGAUAGCUGGGUACCUCUGAGGGGUUUCCAAUAGGAGAGAGGAGAUUUACAUGCUGUUUGUGGCUGGUGUUUGGUAUAAUUGACAGACAGGGAGCUCCAGUCUCUUCUGGGGAGCGGGAAAGGCAGUGGUGGUCUUCAUUGUGGUCAGGAGCACAUGAGAGUCCAGAGAACAGUAAAGGAAGUUGCUGAAAGCCAAAUACCAAAACCAAGAUUGAGAGGUUUUGGAGGUGGGGAUGAGACUGAAGGGAGGACAGUUUCCCAAGUUAAAAGAAUUAACCCAUUCCAACUUCUAGCCAAAGGAGAGACCCAUCACCUCCAUCCAGGACACAGGAAGCAGCUAGACCAGCCCCUUUCUGAAUGCAGCCUCAGCUCAGAUCCACUUGUAACUGGUGACCAGAGAAAUAAGAGGGUAAACAUUUAUUGUGUGCCUGCUAUGUGCUAGGUGGAGUGCUAGAUGCUUUGCAUUCAUCAAGUUAUUUACUGUUCACAAAACCUCUUGAUAACAGGAGCAGUUACCUCAUGAUACUGAUGAUGACCCGAGGUUUAGCUUGAGGCACUUGCCCAAGGCACACAACAAAGUGCAAGAGCUGGAUUAAAACGGCGGCCCUGACCCUGGAACCGCUCUGCAGCACCCCACCUACCCUCACACCUUGCUCCUCUGAACUUGGUCAGAUAAGAAUGGACAAGGACCUCGAUAUGGCGCAGGAUCCAUUUCCCACAGAAGAACCAUCUCCUCAUGGACUUGAUGCUCCCAUUUAAGAAGUGGUGAAACUACAAGAUGUAAUGAUGAAUGUCAGGUUCCGUGCUCGGGACCAGCGGUGAGACAAAGCUUACAAAAAGGUUCACCCUAGUUUAGGCUGCAUUGAUAGAAGUAUCAAAACCUGAUCUAAUCUACCUAAGUAUAAGUUGGUUUCUAGAUGCCUCGCUUUAAAGAAGGGGGAACGCUUCCCCUUGAACAAAGGUGAAAGAAUGAAGGAAGGAAGAAUGAAAUCUGUCUUCAAUCAUGGGAAAGGCUUGUAACAUUGAAAGAUGAGAGGUGUUCUCUGAGAAUGAGGGAAACCAGGACCGCUGGUGGAGGCCACAGGGAGAUGAAAGCCAGCUCCUUGCAAGGAUGGUUCUGUCUGGACUGUCUGAGGAGAUGGCAAGUUCCCCAGGACCCAGGAUAAUCACAGCUAACGUUGUGAGGAAGCCUGCUCUAUGCCAGGUCCUGUGCUGCAUGGGUUACAAAAAGUAUCUCAAAUAAUGCUCACCUUAGGAAGUGGUUCCUUUUAACGUUGCCAUGUUUUAGGUGAAGAAACUUCUUACAGAGAGCUAAGCAUCUUGCCCAAGUCUGAUUCACAGGCCCUUUACGUCAUGGCACCUCUCCAGCAUCAAGAACCACACUGGUGGGACUGCUGAGGAAGGGACUCUAGGAUCAGAAGGGAAACUGUACCAGAUGACUUUGAAGGAACGCUGCCCCAGUAGGUCAGAGCCAGAGCCAGGCAGAGGCUGGAGUGACUAGAGGGAGGUGGACACCCAAGUAUCCUGCCCUUGCCUUUCUGGGACCCUGUGGGGUCAGGGCUUUAGGACCUCCAGCCACCCUAUCCUUCAACAAACUCUGUUCCAGAAAAAGGAAAUGGCCGGGCCUGGCAAUGCAGAGCUGUGACCACAGGGUGGCAGCAGUGCUUCAUCUGCAAAGCACUGCUCUCUAGGCUGAAGUGAGGCAGGUCCUAAACAGUGCGAGUGAAGAUGGGGGUCUGUCUACAAACAUCUGAAGCAAUCUCCACUUUCACACCUGUAUCUCACUUUUCUAUCCACAGGGAAAUCUCAGAGUAGUGACUCCCAUUUUUGACCCUCCAACAGGCACGUACACAUGGGCGUGAAUGGGCUGCAUGGCCCUUCCUGCAGCCUCUCCAGUCACCAGACGGGGUCAUCCUGGCUGACUCUGACCCUGGCUCUUCCCUCCUUCCUUCCCAGGACAUAAUGCCUAGCCUGACAGGACUUUCUCUAUGCUUUUAUUCUACAAGUUAGGAGGUGAUCAGUUGGAGCUCUCCAACCUGUUGAGAGAUUGGGAGUUCUUGAAGGUCCCCCAGGGCCUGGCUCUGACAAAGCAUCUGCAAUUAACGAUGCUUCUUGAGCUCUGGAGACAGGAUUUAUGCAUGUAAUAAAGUCUAUAACUCCAGGCUUAGGGGCUGGGGCCGGAGGCUGAGAGCACGAAACCCCACGGGGGCGAGAGGAAAGGGGGGUUGUCCCAGACUGCUCUUAAUGGAGCCGUGCAUUUCCACUGCCUGCUCUAGAUUCCCCCUCAGGUUGCUGUCGGGGGUGAGGAACAGGGGGACAGCAGGUAUAAGAAGCGGGUGUGGCCAAAGGAAGGCAGAUGGCAGCAUGGACUCCAGACAGGCAGCAGUGCUGCUGCUGCUGUUAGUAACAGACUGGGGCCGCGCUGAAGGACCAGGGGGCCGGGAUGAAGGAGACCAGAGCUUCACGGAGGAAGACGGUGCAGCCCACCCACCGCAGGAUGCCCAGACCCCGGGGGCACUCUUGCGCCCCCUGCUCCAGGCCAUGCAGAGACCCAGCCCGAGUCCAGCCUUCCUGUUUCAGCCCCAGAGGUUUGGCAGAAACACCCGGGGCUCCUGGAGCAACGAAGGGCUGAGCUCCCAAUUCUGGAGCCUGGCUGCCCCUCAGCGCUUUGGGAAGAAGUGACAUGCCAUCCUUUGAUGUUUGCAUGCAAGGCCCACACCCAAAAGUGCCACGUGUCCCCCCAAAUAAAGCUG